UAGCAAACCACAUUUCAGAAGAAAGAAGAUGGAUAUUUUACGGCCCGCAGUUAUAUGGAUUGGUAAUAGAUGUUAUAGAAAAAAUCCCAUCAAAAACGACAAGGGUGAGAUCGAAAAUGAAGGAGGCAACUAUGAUGAGGAAGAAUUCGAAAUGGAAGAUGAUAGUUGCUAUAACGACGAAGUCUGUGAUCCAUUUACUAAAAUAGAGCAGACGGAAUCUGGGUACCGAGUUGCCUUGGACAUUCCCAGUGCCUAUUUUAAAUUUAUAAUCGGAAAGAAAGGGGAAACUAAGAAUAGGCUGGAACAUGAGACGAAGACACAGAUUCGAAUUCCCAAACAAGGCAUGGAGGGUGAAGUCGUAAUAAUGGGAAGAGAUAAGAAGGGUGUGGUAUCAGCUAAAACUCGUAUUGACGUUCUGGUUAACUCGGCACGUAAUAAACAACAAUUUACUCAUUUCUUAUCAAUACCAGUUGUAUCGGACGCUGUGAUUGGUGGAUUUGAAGAUUUUAAAAUCGAUGUCUUAAGAGAAUGUGAUGGGGAUAGAGGAUUAGAUGCCACAAUAUUCCAGAACCCUAAAAAACUUCACAUGACAAUCGGAACGAUGGCGUUACUGAAUGAAAGGGAGAUAAACCAGGCUGUAGUUUUAUUGCAGCAAUGUCAACAGGAUCUUAUAGAACCAAUAUUAAAAGGGAAGCCAAUCAAAUUAACAGUGGAAGGUUUAGAAUAUAUGAAUGAUGAUCCUAACUCUGUUGAUGUUUUAUACGCUAAAUUACAGGGAGACGAUUUAGAUAGAUUACAGAAUUUGGUAGACAGAAUAGCUGAUAAAUUCACCUCAGCUAAUAUCAUGCAGAGAGAGUAUGAACGCAUCAAACUUCAUAUUACAGUGAUGAACACCCUAAUGAGGAAAGACCCCACCGGUGCUUCUGUGGCCAGACGACAACCUUAUAAGGACAGGGAAUCAUUUGAUGCUACUUCAGUUUUAAAGAAAUUUGGUAAUUAUAAAUUUGGGGUUCACCAUUUUAACACUUUACACAUAUCCAAUCGUUCGGCAGUAGGACAGAAUGGUUAUUAUGAACCUACGGCUUUUAUUCGGCUGCCUUGAGUGGACCAUGCUGAAAUUCUUUGUUCUUAGCUUGGAAACUUGAUUAAAAUUUCAGAUGAAUUUUAUGCCGCUACAGUUUUCAUUUCUUUACCUUGAGUGGACCAUGAUAGGAUUCUAUAUUGUUUUUUGACACUUGAUCUAAAUUUCAAAUUUGUGUAGUAGGACAAAAUAUUAUUUACCAACUUUGGCUACCUCAAUUUGGAUUUUAAUAUGUGCUUUAUAAGGACUUAUGACAGACUUGCGUUCUGUUAUUUGGAAUAUCGAAGUUCCGUUAAAAGUAACUCCUCUUGUAUGAGAAGGUUGUUUUGUGUGGUUAAAAUUCACUGUCUGAUACAAAGCUAUUUGGAUAAAGUGAACAAGGGUCCAUCUAUUUAUUGAUAAAAUAAUUAAACAAAGAUUAUGAUGUUG
Messenger RNA from Lottia gigantea (owl limpet), 1510 nucleotides. RefSeq lists its product as hypothetical. The transcript is spliced from 8 exons. The coding region runs from base 29 to 1102 and encodes 357 amino acids. Gene Ontology annotation, molecular function: RNA binding. Gene Ontology annotation, biological process: regulation of DNA-templated transcription; DNA alkylation repair. NCBI's taxonomy places the organism in Eukaryota, Metazoa, Mollusca, Gastropoda, Lottiidae. Gene Ontology annotation, cellular component: nucleus. The record is from RefSeq and is a predicted model, not a curated record.